AUGGCCAAUUUGGCGCCUUCCCACCGUCCCCGUCCCCGCAAGAAGGGCAGACCGGCAACCUCCCCCGGCUCCAACAACAAUUUGAUCUUGGAUAUUGGUGAUGGAAAACAGACACCGGCAUUCCCACUCGUCUCGUUCUUGUGGGCUGCAAGAGCAGGUGUUUCGCAAUGGCUCAUUCUCCCGCUCAUCCUAAUGGCUGUUGGUCUCUUUCGAUGGGCAGUGAGCUUAUGGGGUUACUCCGGCUUUCAGGUUCCUCCGAUGCAUGGUGACUUUGAAGCUCAGCGCCAUUGGAUGGAGAUCACCACGCAUCUCCCAAUGGCCCAGUGGUACACCUACGACCUACAGUAUUGGGGUCUUGACUAUCCACCACUGACUGCAUACCAUAGCUGGCUUCUGGGAAAGGUUGGCUCCGCCUUUGACCCGGAAUGGUUCGCUUUGGAUGCCUCCCGAGGGUUCGAAGAUCCCAACUUGAAGGUAUACAUGCGUGCUACCGUGGUGGUUUCCGAAUACUUUGUAUUCGUUCCGGCCGUCGUCACUUUCCUCCGCCGCUACACCCGUAUGCAGGGCGUCCAUGCCUGGUCAGCCUCUAUCGCACUUGCAGCGGUUCUUCUGCAGCCGGGCAAUAUCCUCGUGGAUCAUGGCCAUUUCCAAUAUAACACUGUCAUGCUGGGGCUGGUGGUGGCGAGCUUAGAUGCCAUACUGGCGGGACGUAUGCUCUGGGCCUGCAUUUUCUUCGUCGGCGCGUUGGGAUUCAAGCAGAUGGCGCUAUACUAUGCACCGGUCAUGUUUGCCUAUCUGCUCGGUGUUUGCACUUUCCCUCGGAUCAACAUCCCGCGCCUCUUCGGUAUAGCCCUCAUCACGCUGGCCAGCUUUGCGUUACUCCUGGCCCCGCUCUUGGUUGGCGCCGCCAACGCCAGCACCCGAGAAGUUUAUGCUUCUUCCCCGGCACCGCCUUUAUUGCAGGCACUGCCAAUUCAGGUGGACAAGAGCUCGGUCUUUUAUGCAUUGCUUUUCCAGAUGACCCAAAUCGUUCACCGCGUUUUCCCCUUCGCACGUGGACUAUUUGAAGACAAAGUCGCCAACGCGUGGUGUGCAAUUCACACUUUCUACAAGCUCACGCGCUUCGAUGCGACCCUUUUGCAGCGGGCAUCCCUCGGCGCCACUUUGGCCUCGAUCAUUGUUCCAUGCGCCAUCAUCUUCCGCCAUCCCCGGGCAUCCCUUCUCCUUCCCGCUCUCUCUGCCGUCGCUUGGGGCUUCUUCUUGUUUUCUUUUCAGGUACACGAGAAGAGUGUCUUGCUGCCUCUGCUGCCGAUGACUUUGCUCCUUGCUGGAGACGGUGGACUCAGCAAAGAGCUUCGUGCCUGGGUAGGCUGGGCCAACAUCCUUGGCUCAUGGACCAUGUACCCCCUCCUCAAGCGCGACGAGCUGCGCAUUCCCUAUUUUGUCCUCACUUUGCUUUGGGCCUACCUUCUUGGCCUUCCUCCCACUUCGUUCGAGACCUAUCGGAGCCGCGUACCACGGGAAACUGGUGCUGCUCAAUUCGAACCCAACACCCUGACUACCCUCCUCCACUUUAGCUUCUACUUGGUCAUGAUUGCCUGGCAUGUUCUCGAGGCAUUCGUGGCUCCACCCCCGGGUAAGCCUGACCUGUGGGUGGUUCUGAAUGCCCUGGUCGGAGCAGGUGGCUUCGGCAUUGCCUAUCUGUGGUGCAUGUGGAAAUUGCUCACACAGUGCCGCAAGAUCGAUCUGCAGGCAAUCGGGGAGGACAGUCAGAAAAAGAAGCAGUGA
Molecule: messenger RNA, 1788 nt
Organism: Penicillium olsonii
Lineage: Eukaryota; Fungi; Ascomycota; Eurotiomycetes; Eurotiales; Aspergillaceae
Source: the annotation of a GenBank genome assembly